Molecule: messenger RNA, 3110 nt
Organism: Oryza sativa Japonica Group (Japanese rice)
Lineage: Eukaryota; Viridiplantae; Streptophyta; Magnoliopsida; Poales; Poaceae
Biological process (GO): intracellular monoatomic cation homeostasis
Cellular component (GO): mitochondrial inner membrane
Molecular function (GO): ribosome binding; calcium ion binding
Source: RefSeq, a predicted model, not a curated record
CUCCCCUCCAAAUACCCAGCGGCUGCUCUUCUCUCUCGUCCCUCCUCUUCUCUCUCUCCUCCUCCUCUCUCCAAAACCCUAACCCCUCCUCGAUCCAAGCAGCUCGACGGGCUCGGCGGCGCGCCUCUCGCCCGGCGGUGAGCCGAUUCACUCUCCACCCCCGCUUUACCUCGAGACGAUCCCUGGGCGUGUUUUUCUUUGAUUUCUUUCCCCUGGGUUUCUCUGCUGGGGGAUUCGCGUUUGAGCCGCGAGUAGGUCGUUGGGUGGAGUGGAUCGGGAGCCGGGGUCUUUGUCCGAAAAAGGCAUGACCUUGGCCUUCUAAUUGGAAAGGUGUGAAGCAAUUAAGUAUGGCUUCAAGGGCGGUCAUCAGAAGAAGGAAGUAUCUUUUGGAUCAUGUUAACGCACCUACCCUCUCAUUGUCCCCCUUCUCUACCUUCCAACAUGGAAGAUCUGGUUCUGAGGAUGAAUCAAGAAUCGGACAGCGAUUUCUUGAGCAAAGCUCUGGGGAUUCCAAAUGGGAGCAAGGGCAGUAUGGUGUGAAAUUGAUAAAGGGAGAUCUACUAGCCCUUGGUAAUGGGCUUCUGCGGCGCCCAGCCCAUGGGAUUUCUCUACCUGCUUAUGGAAUUGGAAGGAAGGAAUUUGGGUUGCCUAUGGGUGCUAGACAUUUGCUGCAGUCAGUCCGCACAGCCUCAACUGCAACAGCUGGGCAACCUAAGUUGGAUAUUGAAGAUGAACAGAGUGAGGAUCAGAAACAGAACAAAAGGAAAAAGGAGGCAUCCCCAGAAGAAUGUGAUCAGGCUGUGGAAGGCCUAAGCAGUGCAAAAGCUAAAGCCAAAGCUAAGCAGGUACAAGAAUCUGUAAAGGCUGGCCAAUCAAUUGUACGAAAAUUCUGGGCGAGGCUUCUGGGUAUUGGUCCUGCUCUCCGAGCUGUUGCUUCGAUGAGCAGAGCUGAUUGGGCUGCAAAGCUGAAGCACUGGAAGGAUGAAUUUGUGUCAACGCUGCAGCAUUACUGGUUAGGGACAAAGCUACUCUGGGCAGAUGUGAGGAUUUCGUCAAGAUUACUGGUGAAACUUGCUGGUGGAAAGAACCUUUCAAGAAGAGAGAGACAACAACUGACCCGUACAACAGCAGAUAUCUUCAGGCUGGUACCUUUUGCUGUGUUCAUCAUUGUUCCAUUCAUGGAGUUCUUACUUCCAGUGUUCCUCAAGUUAUUUCCAAAUAUGCUUCCCUCAACUUUCCAAGACAAGAUGAAAGAAGAGGAAGCGUUGAAAAGGAAACUGAAAGCAAGAAUGGAGUAUGCCAAGUUUUUGCAAGAUACUGCAAAAGAAAUGGCAAAGGAAGUUCAAACAUCACGUAGUGGAGAAAUAAAACAAACAGCCGAAGAUCUUGAUGAAUUUUUGAACAAGGUUAGGAGAGGUGAACAUGUCUCAAAUGAUGAAAUCUUGAACUUCGCGAAGCUGUUUAAUGAUGAGCUGACUUUGGAUAACAUGAGCAGACCACGCUUGGUAAACAUGUGCAAAUAUAUGGGUAUUCGACCUUUCGGUACUGACCACUACUUGAGGUUCAUGCUUCGCAAAAAACUGCAAGACAUUAAGAAUGACGAUAAGAUGAUUCAAGCUGAGGGUGUUGAGUCUCUCUCUGAAGAGGAACUUCGGCAAGCCUGUCGUGAACGUGGUCACCUAGGUUUGCUGUCAACAGAAGAAAUGCGCCAACAGCUCCGAGAUUGGUUGGAUCUCUCACUUAAUCAUGCUGUGCCAUCCUCUCUUCUCAUACUUUCAAGAGCUUUUACCGUAUCUGGGAAAAUGAAGCCUGAGGAGGCUGUUGUAGCAACCUUAUCUUCUCUACCAGAUGAAGUUGUGGAUACAGUUGGGACCGUAUUGCCAUCUGAAGAUUCGGUUUCUGAGAGGAGGAGAAAACUGGAAUUCCUUGAGAUGCAGGAAGAACUUAUCAAGGAGGAAGAGAAGAAGAAAGAGAAAGAAGAAAAAGCGAAACAAGAGAAAGAAGAAAAGGCCAAACUCAAAGAACCAAAGGCUGCUGAAGAAGAUUUGGCUUUGAAGGAAAUGACUGGUCCUACUGCUAGGGAAGAAGAAGAACUGAGAGAAGCAAAACAGCACGAUAAGGAAAAGCUCUGUAAUUUUAGUCGAGCACUGGCUGUACUGGCAUCCGCAUCGUCUGUUAGCAAGGAGCGUCAAGAGUUCCUCAGCCUUGUCAACAAAGAGAUUGAACUGUAUAACUCUAUGCUUGAAAAGGAGGGUACAGAAGGUGAAGAGGAAGCUAAGAAAGCUUACAUGGCUGCUAGAGAAGAGUCGGACAAGGCUGCUGAGGUUGAUGAAGAAGAAAAGGUCUCAUCGGCGCUGAUUGAGAAGGUUGAUGCUAUGCUCCAGAAAUUAGAAAAGGAGAUUGAUGACGUGGAUGCACAAAUUGGAAACCGAUGGCAAAUUCUUGAUAGGGAUCUUGAUGGCAAGGUGACUCCUGAGGAGGUAGCGUCAGCAGCAGCUUAUCUGAAGGAUACAAUAGGAAAGGAAGGCGUCCAAGAGCUUGUCAGCAACCUCUCUAAAGACAAAGAUGGGAAGAUCCGUGUGGAAGACAUUGUGAAGCUGGCAUCACAAACAGAUGAAAACAAUGAAGAUGAGGAAGAAGGACGGCAGUAGAUGGAAAUGCGUCUGGAAGCUUUUUGGCCUGUUGAGAUUGAUACCGUAUCAUUUCAGUCGAGGCGAAACCUUUCUAGUAUCUCAGCUACUUCAUGGCUGUGUCGUGUGUAAAUCAAAAGCGACGCGGCCAUUUUUUGUGCAUCUCUUCUCUGAGCAGAGUAGCAAACUUUGAUCAGUGGCCCGUGAUUUGCCAGGGAAGCUUGCUGUAAAGAUGUGGACUUUCAUAUAGUUAGGCUCAGCGCUCUAGAUCGGCAGGUAAAUUGCAACCGAAAUUUCAACUGGUUGCUGUGGAAGUGGAAAUACGGAUUGGCUGGAUUUGGAUGCUACCCUCUAGUCACCAUAUUUUAGAUCUAUUUUGAACCCCUGAGUAUCUGUUAAAUGUAUGUUUGGUUCAGUUUAUGACUUUGUCUAUUGUCUAAAAUUACACUGUAAGACGCCCUCCCUGCCGGGACGUGCAAA